UGGAGAGUGAAAUCUUUGGGCGUAGCAAAAUCAUUUUAUGCGUUUUGCAGAACGUUCAGCGUCAACUGAAAAAUUCCGCCGCUUACAUAAGCAGCCUUUUGGUGAAUUUUUCACCGUAUGUUACAAGGACUGAAAAGGGUUUAGGGUUGGUGGAUAGUUUGAUAGCAGGUUACUUAUCCAUCCGCCUCGAUUCACAAUGUUGAGAUUCUCCAACGUACUCAGAACUGCUUCCAAUGUGGUAAUGUAAGUAUUGUCAGGGAGGACUUCAGAGAUGAUACGAUCGAUGUCGUACAAUACCGUAACGAUAAUGCCGUUAGUGAAGCCAUAACGAGGUAUCAGACGGCCUUACUAGAAAUGCCAUUAUCUACAUGCCGAAAUAUACUAACAUUGCAGUGCUUCUACCCGUCAGUUUUCUAUUUUGACCCAAACCGGCAUCGCCCCGGCCAUGCGUCCAUCCUUCUUGGCCCCUCUUGCUCCAUCCAUGACCACGGUUCCAGCUAGCCCGCUCGCUUCUUUACUCGGUGGUUUAAUGCAAAAGAGAUUCAAAGCUAGAGGUAAUUCGUACCAACCAAGUACCCUUCUCCGCAAGAGAAGAUGCGGCUUCUUGGCCAGAAUGAGAUCCAAGUCUGGCAGAAAGAUCAUUGAGAGAAGAAAGGCCAAGGGUAGAUACUACUUGUCCCAUUAAGGAACGGAGUUAAGUUUUAGCCUGCAACGAGCAGUAGCUGGAUGCUGUCCGCAGGUGACGUGUAUAUAUAAUAGAAUCAAUGUUUAAUGAA
Molecule: messenger RNA, 776 nt
Organism: Babjeviella inositovora NRRL Y-12698
Lineage: Eukaryota; Fungi; Ascomycota; Pichiomycetes; Serinales
Product: mitochondrial 54S ribosomal protein bL34m
Exons: 1
Coding region: 482-685 (67 amino acids)
Biological process (GO): translation
Cellular component (GO): ribosome; mitochondrial large ribosomal subunit
Molecular function (GO): structural constituent of ribosome
Source: RefSeq, a predicted model, not a curated record